This is a messenger RNA of Megalobrama amblycephala (Wuchang bream), 2533 nucleotides long. Its product is annotated as SH2B adapter protein 2. Gene Ontology annotation, biological process: antigen receptor-mediated signaling pathway; intracellular signal transduction. Gene Ontology annotation, molecular function: transmembrane receptor protein tyrosine kinase adaptor activity. Gene Ontology annotation, cellular component: plasma membrane. Bases 300 to 2276 code for a protein of 658 amino acids. The transcript has 9 exons. The record is from RefSeq and is a predicted model, not a curated record. NCBI's taxonomy places the organism in Eukaryota, Metazoa, Chordata, Actinopteri, Cypriniformes, Xenocyprididae.
GGAGGAGGAAGAGGAGGAGGAUGCUCUGAAUCACCUUCACUCAAUAGUGACCGAUGACUUCAUGACGUGGCCCAUUUAUGGACCAAUCAGAAAAGGCGCCACUUCCCCUUUAAGAGCAGCUGCAUUGCCUGGAGAAUAGAUGCGCGCGCGUCAUGUAUCAGUCUCUAUACUGCUCACUGAUGGAUCAUAAAGCGAUGCGAUGCGCUGGACUCGUCAACAAUCUGGAUUAACAGCACUGGCAUCAGAUGCAGUGACGCAUUUAACGGAGCGGUUUGCCGUGGCAUUGGCAUGGCCUAGUAAUGAACGGCGACGGGGCUCCCAGCAGCCCGGAGCACUCCUCCUGCACGCUGCCCGAUUGGAAGGAGUUCUGUGAGCUGCACGCACGAGCUUCCGCAGCCGAUUUUGCCUACAAAUUCCGGCGAUUCAUUAGUGAGAACCCAUGCUACGACUCGCCCGGUGCUGACGCCAACUUUUCGCAACACUUUGCGCAACACUUCUUGACCUGCUUCUCUGCCGCCCUCGACCAGGUUCAAGGUUUUGGCUCUCCGGGCGACACCUCCGCUCCUAAGUACAGCAUCGUGCCCUUUGUGGGAAUACAGAGUUGCACAUUGCCCUUCAGCCACGACCUCUACCAUCGGCGCAAAGACGUGGGGGCCUCGAGCGAGUCUCUGGAUAGCAUGGACAGCGGAGGGGGUGGAGCCAGCGGACAGGAACAGCAAACGCCCACCCGCAAGAUGGCAACCGUGAGCCAGUCCAGAAGUUCGGAAGACGUGUCGCUGGGGCGUCGAAAGGCGCGCUUCAAGAAGGGCUUUUCCCUGCGCAACAUGAGUCUGAGCGUGGUGGACGGGGUGAAGGAGAUCUGGCACCGCAGGGCCUCUCCAGAACCAGACCCUUCGGGGAGCUCCAGGAGGACCAACGGAGCAGAGUCCAUGGGGUCCGAACACUGGAGCCAGAAGCUACGGCUACCGCGGGCCUCUCAGGGCCACAAGGCGGAACUGUUGGAGAUCCAGAGGGAGGGUGCACUCAGAUACAUGGUGGCCGAUGACACUAACUGUAUGGGGGCGGCACAGUGGCAGAAAUGCAGGUUACUGCUGAGGAAGACGGCAGGCACGUACAUGGACACUGGAGAGAAGUUCCAGCUUGAGUUCUACGUUCCACCAAAGUCAUCUAAACCCAAAGUGAGCGUCCCUCUGUCUGCUAUUGUGGAGGUGAGGACCACCAUGCCUCUAGAGAUGCCUGACAAAGACAACACGUUUGUGCUCAAGGUAGAAAAUGGUGCUGAGUACAUUUUGGAAACCAUCGACUCGUUGCAGAAGAACUCGUGGGUCGCAGACAUCCAGGACUGUAUAGACCCUGGGGACAGCGGCGAUGACAUCGAGCUGGCGUCGUGUGCUCUCGUCCAGCCACCCAAAGACUUCACGCUGGUGUCCUCCUGCAGCUGCGAGCUGCUGUGUGAUGGUUCUCAUCGGGGCUCUGAGAGGUUGUGCUCUAUUGCUGUGGAUCAGUUGACUGCUGCCCACUGCCAGGAGCUGCCCGUCACCCAGCACCCCUCACAUGUGCCGCUAGAGCGAUUCCUGCAGUCCCCAGAGGCCCAGAACACAGACACACCGGCAUCAGGAAGUCCAGGUGAAACGCCGAGGGAUGUGGAAGGAGAUGCCAGUUUGGCGGGUUACCCAUGGUUCCACGGGACCCUGUCGCGGGUGCGGGCGGCCCAGCUCGUUCUCGCCGGCGGUGCACGCAGUCACGGUUUGUUUGUGAUCCGUCAGAGCGAGACACGUCCUGGAGAAUACGUCCUCACCUUCAACUUCCAGGGCAAAGCCAAGCACCUGCGGUUGUCUGUGAAUGACAGCGGUCAGUGUCACGUGCAUCACCUGUGGUUCCAGACGGUGGCCGACAUGUUGCGGCACUUCCACGCGCACCCCAUCCCUCUGGAGUCUGGUGGCUCCACCGACAUCACACUGCGCUCAUUCGUACAGGUCCAGCGCUCUCCCACAGAUGUGGCAGCUCCUCAUGUCCCAGCCCCCCCGCGGGACACCGCUGUCUGUCGGGCAGAACCGCCCCAGUCGACACAUCAGCUGUCCGGCGCUCCGUCAGACACGGCGCUGUCGUCCAGCUCGUCCUCGUCGCCGAUGGCCCAGCCGGCCGCAGGAGGCCUCCACAGCCGCAGCAACAGUGCCGAGAGGCUGCUGGAACCUGCCGCCGCCAACGAAGACUACCACGACAGCGACGGCUCGCGGCGGACUAGAGCUGUGGAGAACCAGUACUCCUUCUACUGACGCUGAGAGUGCAGUGUUUUUACUGCUCCAUCAGACACUCUCCUCCGUUAUUACCACAAACACACGUCAGAAUGAGCUCUGAGUUGAUGCGUGUGAUUUACCAUGUUGAUAAUACACCUCAUGUAUGUACACUGGCCGUCAGAAGUUUGGGGUCAGUAAGACUUUUUAAUGUUUUUAGAAGGUCUCUUCUGCUCACCAGUGCUGCAUUUAUUUGAUCAAAAAUACAGUAACAAUUGUGAAAUAUUAUUACAAUUUAA